CCUUUCCCCCUUCGUACUGAGGAAGGCGUAUGCGGGGCUUCCCUGGGGGCCGGAGCACCCUCCCCGGAAGCGGAGGGUGAGGAGCCGUUGGUUUGGCCAAGCCCGGGUCCCACACGCGGCCCUUCCAGGCUUCCUCCCAGCGGGCUACGGGGGGCACCUGCCGGGUCGUAUGUGGUGGCAGGGGAGAAGGCUCGUACCUGUUCUGCUGCCUCAGACAAAGCAGAGCUUCACCAUGCGGCGCCGGCGGUGCCUGUGGAUACUGGGGCAAGGGACGGAUGUGGCCCCGUCUGAGCCGCUGGAAUGUUCUCACGGGCACCAGCUGCCGUCCUGAAAAGCCUCCAUUUCCUGUGACGGCAUCAUAGUUUGCAAGCUUUCUUCGCUAACGCAGAUUAUCUGUUCAGACUUUCUUUCAAGUGCAUGGAGCUGGAAACCCUACAGAGAGGGUCCGCGUCCGAGGGAGAGGGAAGGGGCAAGGCAGGAGCCCCGGGAAAGCAAGGCCAGGCCCGCACCGCCCCCCAGACGGCGCAGGGGAAGGGCCUCGUGGCGGCCUGUGUGGGGGGACGGAGCAGGCGGGCCCUGGGUCCUGGCUGGUGGGUGGCUGAGGCUGGCAGGAGCAGGUGCUCUGAAACACAGAGGAAGUGGGAUGAGCAUUGGAUGGGAACGCGGGGAGUCUCUUCCGGUCUCCCCACUAAUCUACCCCAAUUUCUGAAGUUCCCGUCCUAAAUUUGACAAAUGAGGCACCUGAAGCUUUCCGACCAACUCUGAAUUAUCUGGCGGCACCGAGGAGCCCAGGGGAAAGACACGGAGACUUACUGUUGGUGGGGCGGGCGCACCAGGGACCUGAGGGUUUGGAAAGGGAGAGAGUAGGAAGAUCGUGGUUCUGUUGGGAAUCUGGGUGAAAAACAAACAGACAGCCCACAGACACUGGCCACGAUCUAUGACAACCUGAGACAACUGUUUAAUAAGAAGGUCAACCUCGCGUUGGGAUUCGGCGGGGAGAGGAGUUGAUGGGGGGGGAGGGGUCUGGAGGGUGAGCCUGGGCUCUGUGGAAGGAGCCGGGGGGCUUGCACGGGGUGGGGGGUCUCCAGGGGAAGCAAACGACGGAGGCAGCACGAUCCCCUGGAGGGGACCUCGGUCCCCAGCGGGGGGGGGGGGGGGUACGUGCAGGGACAUUCGUGGAGGAGCAGAUGGCUCCGUCAGCAUUGCCACCCCUCCCUGGGCCUGGCCUGCACGGGCCCCAACACGGCCGAUCGGUGGCUCUUGCCCUGUGGAUCCUGUAGGGUCACCGGAUAAGCGAAACACAGCAGUGAUCACCUCUGUAAGGUCAAAGUCGCGGCGAGGGAGAAUCGCAGGUGCUGUUAGAACGGUUACGAGGCCUUAGUUUGGACCGGCGGACCAGGAAACCCGUCCCCGGAGAUGUGCCAGUUACCUCAGACGUGAAGAAUGAGUAGGAGUGAGCCCACGGCAGAGCCCGGGGGGGCCCCAGGCGCAGGGAGGAGCCUGUGGGAGGCCGGGGCAGGAAGGCGCUGGGUGCUUCUGGGAACUAGUGGGAGGCCACAGAGGCCUGAGAGGUCAGCGAGGGGGAGGUGGACAGAGGAGCCGCUGGGCUUGCUUUCGUCCCGGGGACAGCGGGAGGCCAUCGGCCUUCAGGGUGACCGACGAUAUGAUUGGGUCCCAGUUCUCCAUGAAGCUCCCUCUGCAGCGUGGGACGUGGAGGCCGGCCGCGGGGGAGCAGGAAGAGUCUUCGGGGGCCCUCGCCGCCUUCCAGGAGGGAGGAGGGGGGGUGUGUGGGGCUGCUGGCCCCCGGGCGGGACGAGCGCGUCUCUGACCACCGUGUUCUGAGAUGUGGGAGGCCCAGGAGGGCCCCGUUGGGCAGGGAAGCCAGGAAUGGCCCGGCGCUCGCUUCUGGCAUGUCCGGCUGCUUGUGGCCUCCAGGCGAAGGUGUGGGGGCAGCUGGACAUCCACAUCGGACUCCUCGGAGCAGUACCAGCCGCCGAUGGUCUGCACGUAGGCGUGGAAGCAGGUGUGGCUGCCCGGGGAGGGGUCCUCCGGAGGAGCGGUGAGAAGGGGCGCGGGCUGUGCCCCAGGAGAGCCCAGACUAGAUGGAGAGGAGGAGGACCCCCCCCCCCGCAGGGGAGUGGCUGGGGAGGACAGUGGCUGGCCGAGUCCCAGGUGACCAGCCAGGUGAGGUGAAGAAAAGAUGCCUGUCCACGGCCAGAGCAAGUGGAAGAGGAGGCACGGGACGAGCGCGCAUGGGCGCCAUUUACGGCUCUACAGAAGGAGCCUCACGGGAGCCACGAUCCCAGCCCCCUGGGAACCUCUCAUGCUGGUCCCUCAGUGUGCUCGGAGACCAGAGUUCCGGUUUCCAGCUGCCCAGCGAAAGCCACACACGCUGUUUUCAUUGGAAUCUGGCCCCAACCCGCACACUGUGCUUAAUGUCGCUUCUACGGGGCUCCUAGAGGGGCUCAGUCGGCUAAGCGUCCAACUCCUGAAUUCAGCUCAGGUGUCCGCAAUGGCUGAAGACGGGAGUGAGAUCAUGUUCAUCUGGUGUGAGGACUGCGGUCAGUACCACGACUCCGAGUGUCCCGAGCUGGGCCCCGUGGUCAUGGUCAAGGACUCCUUUGUGUUAAGCAGGGCACGGUCCUCCCUCCCUUCCAACCUGGAGAUCCGGCGGCUGGAAGACGGGGCCGAAGGAGUGUUUGCCGUGACUCAGCUCGUCAAGAGAACACAGUUCGGUCCGUUCGAGUCGAGGAGAGUGGCCAAAUGGGAGAAGGAAUCCGCGUUUCCCCUGAAGGUGUUCCAGAAGGACGGGCACCCCGUGUGCUUCGACACCUCCAACGAGGACGACUGCAACUGGAUGAUGCUGGUGCGUCCGGCGGCGGGGCCCGAGCACCAAAACCUGACGGCCUUCCAGCACGGCAACGACGUCUACUUCACCACGUCGCGGGACAUCCCGCCGGGCGCCGAGCUGCGUGUGUGGUACGCCGCCUUCUACGCCAAGAAGAUGGACAAGCCCAUGCUGAAGCAGGCCUGCCCCGGGGCCCACGCUGCAGGCACCCCGGAGAGCAGCGCCGCGGUGGAGUCCGAGCCCAGCCAGUGGGUGUGCAAAGUGUGUUCCGCCAGCUUCCUGGAGCUGCAGCUGCUGAACGAACACCUGUUGGGACACUUGGAACAAGCCAAGAGCCUGCCCCCGGCCAGCCAGCACGAAGCAGCGCCCGAGAAGGAACCAGAUGUGCCCCGGGGGGAGCCUCCUGCGGUUCCCAAGAGUGUCAGUGCCACCAAAGAGCAGAAGAAAAAGCCUCGAAGGGGAAGAAAACCCAAAGCAUCAAAACCUGAGCAGCCUCUAGACAUCAUAGAAGGCAAGGAGCCGCCAGAGCCAGUGGCCGAGAUCGUUACCGAGGUCCCGCCGGACGAGCCCGUGGCCGCGGCACCAGACGACCGCAUCAUGGAGCUGGUCCUGGGGAAGCUGGCCGCCAGCCCCAGCGACACCGGCUCCGUGCCCAAGUUCCCGCACCAUCAGAGCACCACCAUCACCCUCAAGAGGAGCCUGAUUCUGUCGAGCCGGCACGGCAUCCGGAGGAAGCUCGUCAGGCAGCUGGGCGAGCACAGGCGGGUCUACCAGUGCAGCAUCUGCAGCAAGGUCUUCCAGAACAGCAGCAACCUGAGCAGGCACGUGCGCUCGCAUGGCGACAAGCUGUUUAAGUGUGAGGAAUGUGCCAAGCUGUUCAGCCGCAAGGAGAGCCUGAAGCAGCACGUCUCCUACAAGCACAGCAGGAACGAGGUGGACGGCGAGUACAGGUACCGGUGCGGCACCUGUGAGAAGACCUUCCGCAUCGAGAGCGCGCUGGAGUUCCACAACUGCAGGACAGAUGACAAGACGUUCCAGUGUGAGAUGUGUUUCAGAUUCUUCUCCACCAACAGCAACCUCUCCAAGCACAAGAAGAAGCACGGGGACAAGAAGUUCGCCUGCGAGGUCUGCAGCAAAAUGUUCUACCGCAAGGACGUCAUGCUGGACCACCAGAGGCGGCACCUGGAAGGAGUGCGGCGGGUGAAGCGGGAAGACCUGGACGCCGGUGGCGAGAACCUGGUCCGCUACAAGAAGGAGCCCUCAGGAUGCCCCGUGUGCGGCAAGGUGUUCUCCUGCAGAAGCAACAUGAACAAGCACCUGCUGACCCACGGCGACAAGAAGUACACCUGCGAGAUCUGCGGCCGCAAGUUCUUCCGCGUGGACGUGCUCAGGGACCACAUCCAUGUCCACUUCAAGGACAUCGCGCUGAUGGACGACCACCAGCGGGAGGAGUUUAUCGGCAAGAUCGGCAUCUCCUCGGAAGAGAACGAAGACAACUCAGACACGAGCGCGGACUCGGAGCCUCACAAGUACAGCUGCAAGCGGUGCCAGCUGACCUUCGGCCGGGGGAAGGAGUACCUGAAGCACAUCAUGGAGGUCCACAAGGAGAAGGGCUACGGCUGCAGCAUCUGCAACCGCCGCUUCGCCCUCAAGGCCACGUACCACGCGCACAUGGUCAUCCACCGCGAGAACCUGCCGGACCCCAACGUGCAGAAGUACAUCCACCCGUGUGAGAUCUGCGGGCGCAUCUUCAACAGCAUCGGGAAUCUGGAGCGGCACAAACUCAUCCACACGGGUGUCAAGAGCCACGCGUGCGAGCAGUGCGGGAAGUCCUUCGCGCGGAAGGACAUGCUGAAGGAGCACAUGCGCGUGCACGACAACAUCCGGGAGUACCUGUGUGCCGAGUGCGGGAAAGGCAUGAAGACCAAGCACGCUCUGCGUCACCACAUGAAGCUGCACAAGGGCAUCAAGGAGUAUGAGUGCAAGGAGUGCCACCGCAAGUUUGCGCAGAAGGUCAACAUGCUGAAGCACUACAAGCGGCACACGGGGAUUAAAGAUUUCAUGUGUGAGCUGUGCGGGAAGACCUUCAGCGAGAGGAACACGAUGGAGACCCACAAGCUCAUCCACACAGUGGGCAAGCAGUGGACGUGCUCCGUGUGCGACAAGAAGUACGUCACCGAGUAUAUGCUGCAGAAGCACGUGCAGCUCACGCACGACAAAGUGGAGGCGCAGAGCUGCCAGCUGUGCGGGACCAAGGUGUCCACCAGGGCCUCCAUGAGCAGACACAUCCGGCGCAAACACCCGGAGGUCCUGGCCGUGAGAAUCGACGACCUGGACCCCCUGCCGGAGACCACCACCGUCGACGCCUCCUCCAUUGGCAUCGUCCAGCCUGAACUGAGUCUGGAGCAGGAGGAGCUGGCCGAGGGGAAGCACGGGAAAGCCGCCAGGAGAGCCCACAAGAGGAAGCAGAAGCUGGAGGCAGAGGCGGCGGGCGCCCCGGGGCCAGAGGAGGCCACCUUCAGCGAGUACACGGAGAAGGAGCCCGUGCUGUCGGGCGUGGGGGACGAAACGGACUCCGCGGUACAGAGUAUCCAGCAGGUGGUCGUGACCCUGGGGGAUCCGAAUGUGACCACCCCGUCGAGCUCAGUGGGCCUGACCAACAUCACCGUGACCCCCAUCACCACUGCCGCCGGGACUCAGUUCACCAGCCUCCAGCCCGUGGCCGUCGGGCACCUGACCACCCCGGAGCGCCAGCUGCAGCUGGACAACUCAAUCCUGACCGUGACCUUUGACACCGUCAGUGGCUCUGCCAUGCUGCACAACCGGCAGAACGACAUCCAGAUCCACCCCCAGCCCGAGGCCACGAACCCGCAGUCGGUGGCGCACUUCAUCAAUCUGACCACGCUGGUCAACUCCAUCACGCCCCUGGGCAGCCAGCUCGGUGACCAGCACCCGCUGACGUGGCGGGCGGUGCCGCAGACGGACGUGCUGCCGCCCCCCCAGCCGCAGGCGCCUCCCCCACAGGCGCCGCCGCCGCAGGUGCCGGCCGAGCCCCAGCCGCAGAUGUACAGCUACUGA
Messenger RNA from Mustela erminea (ermine), 5926 nucleotides. RefSeq names its product PR/SET domain 15 (gene PRDM15). The record is from RefSeq and is a predicted model, not a curated record. Bases 2201 to 5926 code for a protein of 1241 amino acids. NCBI's taxonomy places the organism in Eukaryota, Metazoa, Chordata, Mammalia, Carnivora, Mustelidae. The transcript has 25 exons. Gene Ontology annotation, biological process: regulation of transcription by RNA polymerase II; cell fate commitment. Gene Ontology annotation, cellular component: nucleus; cytoplasm. Gene Ontology annotation, molecular function: DNA-binding transcription factor activity; RNA polymerase II cis-regulatory region sequence-specific DNA binding; histone deacetylase binding.